Melanotaenia boesemani (Boeseman's rainbowfish) is the source of this 883-nucleotide messenger RNA. RefSeq names its product oocyte zinc finger protein XlCOF19-like. Lineage: Eukaryota; Metazoa; Chordata; Actinopteri; Atheriniformes; Melanotaeniidae. The transcript has 2 exons. Gene Ontology annotation, molecular function: DNA-binding transcription factor activity, RNA polymerase II-specific; RNA polymerase II cis-regulatory region sequence-specific DNA binding. Gene Ontology annotation, cellular component: nucleus. The record is from RefSeq and is a predicted model, not a curated record. Bases 125 to 883 code for a protein of 252 amino acids. Gene Ontology annotation, biological process: central nervous system development; regulation of transcription by RNA polymerase II.
UGGAACAAAUUCUGGAUCAUCUGAAACUGAGGUCAGUGAGGAUGAAGAUGCCAGUUAUGAUGAUUAUCAGAAGUCUUUGUCAGAUUCUGGAUCUGAAAUCGGAGACAGGGGCAGUGGUUGUCAGAUGAGCAAGGCACCAACGGCAAGUGAAAAAAGCGAUAUAACAUGUAAUGCUGUCAAAAUAGUCUUCAGCUGCUUUGAAUGUGGAAAAGAAUUUCUUUCUAAGUGGUCUCUCCAAAGACACAUGAGAAGUCAUCCAGUAAACAGGUCAUCCAGGUGUCUGACAAAGAAUGAGUGUUUGAAAGUGAGUCAAAAAUUAGAUCCAAAGAUGAGAGCCCACACAGGAGAGAAACCAUUUGGUUGUGAUGUUUGUGGUAAAAGGUUUACAAAGCAUUUUCAUCUUAAACGACACAUGAGAGUCCACACAGGAGAGAAGCCAUUUGGUUGUGAUGUUUGUGGUAAAAGGUUUACAAUACAUUGUAAUCUUAAACAACACAUGAGAGUCCACACAGGAGAGAAGCCAUUUGGUUGUGAAGUUUGUGGUAAAAGGUAUAAGCAGCAUUGCGAUCUUAAAACACACAUGAGAGUCCACACAGGAGAGAAGCCAUUUGGUUGUAGUGUUUGUGGUAAAAGGUAUAAGCAGCAUAGCCAUCUUAAAGGACACUUGAGAGUCCACACAGGAGAGAAGCCAUUUCGUUGUGAUGUUUGUGGUAAAAGGUAUAAGCAGCAUUGUAAUCUUAAAAGACACAUGAGAGUCCACACAGGAGAGAAGCCAUUUGGUUGUGAAGUUUGUGGUAAAAGGUUUACAAUACAUUGUAAUCUUAAAACACACAAGAGAGUCCACACAGGAGAGAAACCAUUUAUCUGUGAACCUCUGGGUUAA